Molecule: messenger RNA, 2347 nt
Organism: Nannospalax galili (Upper Galilee mountains blind mole rat)
Lineage: Eukaryota; Metazoa; Chordata; Mammalia; Rodentia; Spalacidae
Gene: Nmur1
Product: neuromedin U receptor 1
Exons: 3
Coding region: 36-1349 (437 amino acids)
Biological process (GO): G protein-coupled receptor signaling pathway
Cellular component (GO): plasma membrane
Molecular function (GO): neuromedin U receptor activity
Source: RefSeq, a predicted model, not a curated record
UGCAGCGCAGCAUCCGUCGGUCCGUCAGAGCCUGAAUGCCACCAGGACUUCGGGCUGCAGACAGCAUGAUUCCUUCCUGCCUCAAUUGCUCCAUCCUCCCUGGAGCCCUGUUCCCAGGGGAUGUAAGGAACCCCAUGUCCUGCAACAGCACUGAGGUCAGGGAACAAUUUGACCCUGAGGACUUGAACCUAACUGAUGAGGCCCUGAGGCUGAAGUACCUGGGGCCACAGCAGACACAGCUGUUCGUGCCCAUCUGUGCCAUAUACCUGCUGAUCUUUAUGGUGGGCACUGUGGGCAAUGGGCUGACCUGCAUGGUCAUCUUGCGCCACAGGGCCAUGCACACGCCCACCAACUUCUACCUCUUCAGCCUUGCUGUGUCUGACCUGCUGGUGCUGCUGGUGGGCCUGCCCCUGGAGCUCUAUGAGAUGCAGCACAAUUACCCCUUCCAGCUGGGUGCAGGUGGCUGCUACUUCCGCACGUUGCUCUUUGAGACUGUCUGCCUAGCUUCAGUGCUCAAUGUCACAGCCCUGAGUGUGGAGCGCUACGUGGCUGUGGUGCAUCCACUGCAAGCCAGGUCUGUGAUGACACGGGCCCAUGUGCGACGCAUGCUGGGGGCCAUCUGGAUCCUUGCUGUGCUCUUCUCUCUGCCCAACACCAGCCUGCAUGGCCUCCAGCAGCUGUAUGUGCCCUGCCGGGGUCUAGUGCCUAACUCAGCUAUUUGUACAUUGGUCCGUCCCCUGGUCCUCUACAACCUGGUGGUGCAGGCCACCACACUGCUCUUCUUCUGCCUGCCCAUGGCCACCAUCAGUGUGCUGUACUUGCUCAUUGGUCUGAGGUUGAGGCAGGAGAGGAUGCUGCUUCUCCAACAGGAGGUCAACAGCAGGAACACUGCAGCAGCCAGGACCAGUGAGACCAGAAGGACUCAGCUGCGGGAUAGAGGAAGGAGACAGGUGACCAAGAUGCUAUUUGUGCUGGUCGUUGUGUUCGGCAUCUGCUGGGCUCCGUUCCAUAUUGACCGCCUCAUGUGGAGCUUCGUGUCCCAAUGGACAGAGGGCCUGCAGGUGACCUUCCAGUACGUGCACAUUGUCUCCGGUGUCUUCUUCUACCUCAGCUCGGCAGCCAACCCUGUGCUGUACAGCCUCAUGUCCAGUCGCUUCAGGGAGACCUUCCAGCAAGCGCUGGGCCUUGGAACCCGGUGCCGAUGCCACCACCAACCCUGCCGUAGCUCCUACAGCCUCAGCAGGCUGACCACCGGCAGCACCCUGUAUGACUUAGGCUCCCGGGGCAGCAGGGCUGGGCCCCUCGCUGAGAAUGGGGCAGAAUGGAAGCAAGAGACAGACCCCUCCUGACUGCAGCCUCGAGGCAACUCACCGUCUGCCGAGCUACCCCUACCUUCCUCUUUGAGAACGACCUGCCCCAAAUUCAGCUUGGAAACUCUGACCAGCACCCCAGUGACUCCUGCCCUGCCCACAUAUUUGAGAACUGAGGAAAACUGCAAGAAAGAGAGCAUUGAACCCCAAUUACUGAGGCCCCAUGAGCCAGGCACCAUGCCCUGUGCUGCCCGUCCCUCCAGAUCCCAGACCCUCGCUAAACCCCUCUCCACAGAUCCCUCACAGUGAGCUGGGGCUCAGUAACCCAUCCCCCCAGGAUGUCCUUCCUCUCAAGUUCUAGCAUGUUUGCCCUAGGCCCUAGCUCUCUUUCUGGUAACUUUUGAGUCUUCACAGGUUCUGGCCCAUCUGUCCCUCUCUAGUUCUGGUAUGACCCUAACCCUCCUCUCACCCUUCCUGGCUCCCAUUCUGUACUGAGAUCUGGGCCUGAUGGAGCUGCCACGUGACAAAGGUUCCCAGGGACCCGAUUCAAAUCUAAUCUCAGCCCUUCUGUCACCACCUUGCCUUGUGGCAUCAAGCAAAUCACCCCAUCUUUCUAGGCUUUGGUUCCUUGUUUGGAAAAUGAAAGGUGCCCUGACAGUCCAGCAUCACCCUUAGGUGCUAUGUUUUCUUCUGUGUGUACAUAAUGAAGCCAACCAAUGCCUUCGGACUAACAGGGCUGUCAUUACUCUAUCUGUACCACUCCCUGCUUCCCCUCUGUCCUCCAUAUGCCCGCCCUGUUCCAAGCUAUCCAGGGCAGGUCCUUGCCUUAUCCUGAAACAGAUGCAACCAACAAGUGUCUAGAGUGUUCCUUCUGCUUCCUGCCCUCCUCACCUGCAGACAGGAUGGCCUGUGUCUCAGUUUGCUUUUCUAGAGCUGGGAUAAAACCCUGAGCAAAACCAGCUUGGGCAGGAAAGGCUUUAUUUGGCUUCUAGCUCACGGUCUGUCACUGAAGGAAGACAAGGCAUGAACUCGAGACA